This is a messenger RNA of Aspergillus nidulans FGSC A4, 285 nucleotides long. RefSeq lists its product as uncharacterized. The record is from RefSeq and is a predicted model, not a curated record. The transcript is spliced from 2 exons. NCBI's taxonomy places the organism in Eukaryota, Fungi, Ascomycota, Eurotiomycetes, Eurotiales, Aspergillaceae. Bases 1 to 285 code for a protein of 94 amino acids.
AUGACGGUGCAGGGUAACCCAGCGGCAAAUCAGACAAGCCAAACAAAUGUCGAGGCAGUUCCUAGUCUAAGCAGUUCCUCAUCAAUACGAUCCAUGUUCACAACGUCCAUCGGAGGCACACGAAGGUCAGGGAAAGUUCAAACACAAAUGCUUCAUGGGCAUAGUGACACUGGCUUUGUCUUUGUCACUGGGAAAAAUAACAGCCUGCAUAAGGUGGUUAGCAGCGAACUGGCAAGACCAAGACUGUACAGAGGUAUCAUGGUUCUUCAUCGCACAAUAAAAUAA